ACAUCGUCAACAGAUCCGGCCAAUAUGUUUCAACCACCCAGGCCAAAGCUUUUUAUUGUUACAGCGCAACUGCUCGUUACACCGAACGUUUCAGAAUGAUGAAGAGUAUUGGAUUGGCAGCGUCAGUGGUAUUGCCAGCUUUGACGACAUCGGGACUUGCACAUUCUAACAACUCGACAUACUAUAAUCCUAUCCUUCCGGGCUUCCACCCUGAUCCGAGUUGCAUUUUCGUGCCUGAGUGGAACGACACGUUCUUCUGCGCAUCAUCAAGUUUCAAUGCCUUUCCGGGCAUCCCAAUCCACGCCUCUAGGGACUUGCAGAACUGGAAGCUAAUCGGGCAUGUAUUGAACCGGAAAGGGCAACUUCCUCGACUGGCAGAGACAAACCGCUCGACUAGCGGCAUAUGGGCACCAGCCCUACGUUUCAAUCAAGGCACAUUUUACUUGGUUACGACUUUGGUCGACGAUGACCGUGCAGCAGAUGAUGAUUCGAGAUGGGACAACAUAAUAUUCACGACUGAGGAUCCAUACAAACCCUCGUCAUGGACAAAUGCUGUUCACUUUGACUUCGUUGGAUAUGAUACGUCACCGUUCUGGGACUUGGACGGGAAAGUAUAUAUCACGGGAUCGCAUGCAUAUAAGAUUUCGCCAGGCAUCUGGCAAGCGGAAGCGAACCUCGAUACUGGUGAAGUGGGGGAUUGGAUCGACAUUUGGAACGGAACGGGUGGUCUUGCUCCUGAAGGUCCACACAUAUAUCUCAAAGAUAAUUGGUAUUACCUGUUGCUGGCCGAAGGCGGCACCGGCCUGGGCCACAUGGUGACAAUGGCGAGAUCCAAAGAUAUCAACGGCCCCUACGAGCCCGCACCGACCAACCCAGUAUUGACCAAUGCGAAUACUACGGACUACUUCCAAACUGUCGGCCAUGCUGAUCUUUUCCACGAUCCGAAUGGCAACUGGUGGGCGGUGGCACUAUCGACCAGAUCUGGUCCGCAAUGGCAGAAUUUCCCCAUGGGACGUGAAACCGUCAUGACUCCCGUAACUUGGGAGGAAGAUGAAUUUCCCAUCUUCACUCCUGUGAAUGGGGAGGUGAGCGGUUGGCAGUUCCCACCAAAGGCUCUCGAAAUUGAGGGUACUGGGCCAUUCAUUGCAGAAGGCGACCACAUCGAUUUUGAGCCAAACUCCACCUUGCCAGCGCAUUUCACUUACUGGCGCUAUCCGAUACCCGAAUCAUUCGUAGUGUCUCCCCUCGAGCACCCAAAUACUCUUCAGCUUAGCCCAUCAAAGCUCAAUCUCACAGCUCUGAACGGAAAUUAUGCAGGACCUUCUGGCCAGACUUUUGUCGGCCGCCGGCAGCAAGAUACCCUGUUCACGUACAGCGUGAAUAUUGACUUUUCACCGACAAGUCUCCAGGAAGAAGCAGGUGUCUCCGUCUUUCUGACACAAAACCACCACCUCGAUCUCGGCAUCGUCCUGUUGCCCGCAAACAGCAGUACUGGGCCGUUUCCAGGGACUAAUGCUACCACACCGGAUGAUCCUGCAGCACUGGUGCCCCACCUCAGAUUCCGCGCCGAAUCGUAUCUCGCCGUUCCCGGCCCCGUUGUACUUCCCAUCCCAGAGGCGUGGGCAGACAAACCCCUAAGGCUUGAGAUUAGAGAGAGCAAUGCCACGCAUUAUAUUUUCUCGGCGGGUCCGGCGGAGGCUAGAUCGCAGACGCAGACUAUCAUUGAGGUCUCGAAUACGUUGGUCAGUUGGGGUUUCACAGGCGUCAUUCUGGGCGUAUACUGCACGAGUAAUGGCCUGGACGGACAUACGCCCGCGUAUGUCUCGAAGUGGAGGUACACUCCACAGGGUCAGUUCACAGAUUAGUUAAUGUUAUGGAAGAGUUUGUUUCAGUCUGCUUUCCUACAGCUUGAACUUCAGCAGUGAAAACGGACCCCAAUCUUACAACGAGCCAAUGAGCUUCAUUGACGGCCGAGAUCCGUCGUUGAUCUAUAGGGAGCUACAUGCGGGGAUCGAGAGAGUUUCUUAGUGG
Molecule: messenger RNA, 2031 nt
Organism: Truncatella angustata
Lineage: Eukaryota; Fungi; Ascomycota; Sordariomycetes; Amphisphaeriales; Sporocadaceae
Product: glycosyl hydrolase
Exons: 9
Coding region: 96-1865 (589 amino acids)
Biological process (GO): carbohydrate metabolic process
Molecular function (GO): hydrolase activity, hydrolyzing O-glycosyl compounds
Source: RefSeq, a predicted model, not a curated record